Molecule: messenger RNA, 2036 nt
Organism: Trichomycterus rosablanca
Lineage: Eukaryota; Metazoa; Chordata; Actinopteri; Siluriformes; Trichomycteridae
Gene: cct6a
Product: chaperonin containing TCP1, subunit 6A (zeta 1)
Exons: 14
Coding region: 58-1653 (531 amino acids)
Biological process (GO): protein folding
Cellular component (GO): chaperonin-containing T-complex
Molecular function (GO): ATP hydrolysis activity; ATP-dependent protein folding chaperone; ATP binding
Source: RefSeq, a predicted model, not a curated record
AUUCUCUUUCCACUAGCCCGUGUUAGCAAUCUCACGAAGUAGUGGAGCCGUGUCAGAAUGACUGCAGUAAAAGCACUAAAUCCGAAAGCAGAGGUGGCCAGAGCUCAGGCUGCCCUCGCUGUGAACAUUAGCGCCGCUCGGGGACUUCAAGAUGUGCUCAAGAGUAACCUCGGACCUAAAGGAACCAUGAAAAUGCUGGUAUCCGGCGCUGGAGACAUAAAGCUAACUAAGGAUGGCAAUGUUUUGCUGCAUGAGAUGCAAAUUCAGCAUCCAACUGCCUCCUUGAUUGCUAAAGUAGCCACAGCCCAGGAUGACAUUACUGGAGAUGGUACCACAUCCAACGUGCUCAUUAUUGGCGAGUUGCUGAAACAGGCUGAUCUUUAUAUCAGUGAGGGUCUCCACCCCAGGAUCAUUGCUGAGGGCUUUGAAGCUGCUAAAGACAAGGCACUCCAGGUGCUGGAAGAGGUGAAGGUUACCAAGGAGAUAGACCGUGAGAUUCUGGUCAAUGUGGCCAGGACCUCACUGAGAACCAAAGUCCACACAGAGCUUGCUGACCUGCUAACAGAGGCUGUGGUGGAUGCAGUGUUGGCCAUAAAGAAACCUAACGAACCCAUUGAUCUUUAUAUGGUGGAGAUUAUGGAAAUGAAGCACAAAACGGACAGUGAUACACAAUUGAUCAGAGGUCUGGUGUUGGACCAUGGUGCCAGACAUCCUGACAUGAAGAAAAGAGUGGAAGAUGCUUACGUUCUGACCUGCAAUGUCUCUUUGGAAUACGAAAAAACUGAGGUGAAUUCUGGCUUCUUUUACAAGAGUGCCGGUGAAAGAGAGAAGCUGGUGAAGGCUGAAAGGAAGUUCAUUGAGGAGCGUGUGCGCAAAAUCAUUGAGCUGAAGAACAAAGUCUGCGCUGACAAUAACAAGGGCUUUGUGGUCAUCAACCAAAAGGGCAUCGAUCCAUUCUCCCUAGAUGCUCUGGCCAAAGAAGGCAUUGUGGCCCUGCGUCGGGCAAAGAGGAGGAACAUGGAAAGACUGACCUUGGCCUGUGGUGGGGUUGCGAUGAACUCUGUGGAUGAUCUUACUCCUGAAUGCCUGGGCUAUGCUGGUCUCGUCUAUGAACACACACUGGGAGAGGAGAAGUACACGUUCAUUGAGAAGUGUGGAAACCCACGCUCAGUUACACUGCUGAUUAAAGGGCCCAACAAACACACACUGACACAGAUUAAAGACGCUGUGAGAGAUGGUCUGCGCGCAGUCAAAAACGCCAUUGAAGAUGGUUCUGUUGUACCAGGAGCAGGAGCUUUUGAGGUGGCUGUGGCAGAUGCUCUGGUGAAACAUAAACCAAAAGUGAAAGGCCGGGCGCAGCUGGGUGUGCAAGCGUUUGCUGAUGCUCUGCUCAUCAUUCCAAAGGUCCUGGCCCAGAAUUCAGGCUACGAUCCACAGGAGACACUUGUGAAACUGCAGACUGAAUUGAAAGUGUCAGCACAGCUCAUCGGUGUGGACCUGAGCACAGGUGAGCCUAUGUUAGCUGCAGAGGCUGGUGUUUGGGAUAACUACAGCGUUAAAAAGCAGCUGCUUCACUCAUGCACUGUAAUCGCUAGCAACAUUCUGCUAGUAGACGAGAUCAUGAGAGCCGGAAUGUCCUCCCUCAAAGGCUAAACUCACUGAGCAUAAUAAACCGACGGGUUGAAGAAGACUGCAGGUGACCUGUGGUUUGACGCUCAGAUGCCUGGAGUACUGCGCCAAGUCCAUCUUGCCUGGAUUAAACAGCGACAGCAACCCACUUCGUUAUAUGUCCGCUAGUAAUUUUCUUUCGGAAACGUCACUCUUCCACUUAUCAGUUGGGUUAUUUAUGAGAUUUGUUUAAAAAGCACUGAACUUUGUACCCAUCAAAUGUUUUGGUUUAUGAGAAGUCCAUGAGUGUCAAAUGCCCUCCAUGACUUAUUAAAGAAACCAAUAAUCCUUAUCAAACAAAGAGAUCAUACUGCGUCAUCUAUACCUUUAACAUUUUUACUUAAACAGAAUAAACACAGCAUUCAACA